CCCCGCGGGCACCGAGUCUGUCCCGGAGGCGGCCGCCCACGGCGCCGCCGCCCCGGAGCGCACCCCGGGCCGGACGAUGUGGGUGUUUGGUUACGGCUCGCUGAUCUGGAAGGUGGACUUCCCCUACCAGGACAGGCUGGUCGGGUACAUCACGGACUACAGCCGGCGCUUCUGGCAGGGCAGCACCGACCACCGCGGGGUCCCGGGCAAGCCUGGAAGAGUCGUGACUCUUGUUGAAGAUCCUGGGGGAUGUGUAUGGGGCGUGGCUUACAAACUCCCAGCAGGAAAAGAAGAAGAAGUAAAAGCAUCCCUUGACUUCAGAGAGAAAGGAGGCUACAGAACCAUAACCGUCAUUUUUUAUCCAAAAGAUCCCACAACAGAACCAUUCACAGUCUUGCUAUAUAUUGGAACAUGUGAUAAUCCUAAUUAUCUUGGUCCUGCACCUCUGGAAGACAUUGCUGAACAAAUUUUUAAUGCAGCUGGUCCAAGUGGAAGAAAUACAGAAUACCUUUUUGAACUUGCAAAUUCUCUUAGAAGCCUUGUGCCAGAAGAUGCUGAUGAGCACCUUUUCUCGUUGGAAAAAUUAGUAAAGGAACGUUUAGAAGAAAAGUAGACCCUCAACUGCACACAGAUGUAGACCUAAUAACUGACUUUGCCAAACAAGCAAAGCUUUCCAUCUUCAGAGUAACUUCAGUGCACAGUGGCAAUGUGUUUACUUGAAGAUAUUUUCAAUGUUAAAAGUCAAGAUACCAUCUAGCUGAAGAGCUGAACUGCAAGUGUCCUGAAACACAAUGAAAAGACUGGCAUAUAAAGAAAAAAAUUCAAGUUCUAAUAAUAUGAAUUCCUAACUACGUGAUAUUAAACACUUGCUCAUUACAAGUGAGUUCUUUAGAAAUAUACACAAAAGGACUCAGUUUGGUUUGUGUUUUUAUUAGAAUAAAAAUAUGACUUAAAUUAUUUAGAGAAUUAAACCAAAGAAAUUAGUAAGAUUUAUACCUUCAAGAUUUUCCUAUAAAAUUUAUAACCACAGUUUAAAAUACAAACAUCAAAUGUAUAGUUAGAAAUAUAUGGUAAUAUAAACAAAAUUUUAGCCUUGAUUAUGAAUUUUGUUGUUAAUGUAUUAAGUAAGACUUUCAAACUCAGGCCAAAAAUGGUACUGUUUAGGGGCUGGGAAUUUAGCUCAGCGGCACAGCGCCUGCCUGGCAAGCGUGAGGUCGUGAGUUCCAUUCCCGGUACCGGAAAAAAAACAAAAACACAAAAAAUGGUAUUGUUUAACACAAAAAUUUCUUUGGAGUGAUAAUGUGCUAUACUGCUCCUUUUUAAAAUAAAUGCACUGUACUACAUAAAUAAAACAUUAAAGAGCACAAAGUACAUUAUAUAAAUCAGAUCCACUAACAUCAUUCAUUUUUACGUUAUAUUAAAACUUUUUAAAAAAGAUGUAAUUUCUGACAAUUAUAGGUUAGCAGAACUAAGUUUUAAAAUAAAAAGUGGCAUUCUCUGAUUAUGUUCUAAUGCAGUUUUUUCUUUCUCAUACCUUGUCACCUAAGAGUAUAAACUGUACAGUGUACUCAACCAGGAAACAAAUUCUUGUAUUAUUAACUCAUGUAGAAUUAGCCUUGACUCAAGAUAAUCAGACUAUUCCUAAUCGUGAUUUCUUUCUCAAUAGGAAAUAAGGUCUCUCUAGAAUCUUUCAAAAUUAAAUCAGUAUCAAAAAAAAUAAUCAGUAUCAUGUUAAAUCUCCUAUGACACUUAUUAAAACUCUUGAACUCCAGGCACGACUAAUAAUUAGUACCAGUUGUCCAUGUAACACUGUCCUAUGUAGUAGGAACACUUGUCCUUUUCCUGUUUUUCUUUCAGCCCCUUCCUUAGUAAUUUACUUGGCUGUGUAACUACUUUAAAUAUUUUUCAACAGUUUCAGUAUUUAGUUUUCCCGAAGGCAUUUCACUUGACUAGUACUACAGAAAUUAUUAAAUAUUCAUUGGUAAAUAUAAGGAUGCACUAGGCACUUUACAUACAGAGGCAUUCUGGAUAACUCCUCUGAGCUUGCUUUCAUAGUAAUUUUCACUGUUACACAUUUAAUGAAUGGCAGAAAUCCAGGUCUCUCUCACUUCAAUGCACAAGAUCCUCCCACAGUAUGCUUAACUUGAACUUAACCAUUUUCACUACCCUGAAGUCUUCCCCAGGAGGGAAACAACAUUAACAUUUUUCUGUAAUGAAAUAGUAUGUACUUUGUUACAUAAAGAUGUUAAACUUUACUAGCUAGGUGUUCAGUUUCAGAAAUUCAAUAAAAGUAUGAGUUUAAACCCUG
Messenger RNA from Chinchilla lanigera (long-tailed chinchilla), 2308 nucleotides. It is a transcript of the gene Chac2, whose product is annotated as ChaC, cation transport regulator homolog 2 (E. coli). Gene Ontology annotation, molecular function: glutathione specific gamma-glutamylcyclotransferase activity; gamma-glutamylcyclotransferase activity. NCBI's taxonomy places the organism in Eukaryota, Metazoa, Chordata, Mammalia, Rodentia, Chinchillidae. Gene Ontology annotation, cellular component: cytoplasm. Gene Ontology annotation, biological process: glutathione catabolic process. Bases 77 to 613 code for a protein of 178 amino acids. The transcript is spliced from 3 exons. The record is from RefSeq and is a predicted model, not a curated record.